Molecule: messenger RNA, 1879 nt
Organism: Diatraea saccharalis (sugarcane borer)
Lineage: Eukaryota; Metazoa; Arthropoda; Insecta; Lepidoptera; Crambidae
Source: the annotation of a GenBank genome assembly
GCGUCCGUCGUUCAGACGUGUGGUUAUACACGUUUGAAAACGAAAUAAUUUGUUCUCCAGCCCAUACACGCGUGAUUUAAUGUAUUUUUAAAGUUUGUGCACUCGUGUUAUAGUAGUAGACGUGGACAGACUACUGUCGUACGAUAGCCGAUUUUACGUACGCUCUUAAACUUUUGGUGGUAAAAUUAAAUUUUAAAUGAACGAUACAGUGAUUUCUAAAUAAAAGUUUGUGGUUUUUAAUAAAAUGGAUGUGCCGGCUAGAGGAAAUGUUCUGGGCCGGGUGGUCCCAGCCCGUUACAUUCUGGCGGUGUUGGGUUCCAUCGCGAUGGCCAUCAUAUACGGGCUCAAGGUAAACCUAUCAGUGGCCAUGGUUGGUAUGAUGAACCACACCGGCAUCAGGCUGGCUGCGAGCUACCACGAGUUGAACACCUCCAAGUUGAAACAUGUUGAAGAGGUGGUUUGUGAGCCUACCACUAGCGAAGGAAAUAAGACAGUGCAUGAGUUAGAUGGUCCUUUUAUUUGGCCAUCGGAGGUUCAAGGCAUCGUCCUGAGUUGUUACUUUUGGGGUUAUUUUGUCUCUCAAAUCCCUGGUGCCAGAGUGGCGGAGCUGUUUUCGGCGAAAUGGGUGAUGUUCUUCAGCGUGUCCAUCAACGUGGUGUGUACCCUGCUCACACCAGUGAUGGCACAAGCUCAUUAUGCCGCAGUCAUCGUCAUGAGGAUCGGAGAGGGAAUUGGUGGAGGUGUGACGUUUCCUGCAAUGCACGUGUUGCUAUCAAAAUGGGCGCCGCCCGCUGAGCGCAGCGUAAUGGCGGCUCUGGUUUACGCGGGAACAUCUCUGGGAACUGUUAUAUCUAUGCUGAUGGCUGGAGUCCUCACCGCCAACGUAGGUUGGGAGAGUGUGUUCUACGUGAUGGGCGGUCUGUCGUGCUUGUGGUGCGUGCUGUGGGUGAUACUGAUACAAGACACGCCGCAGAAGCAGCCGCUCAUCAGUCACGAGGAGCGACACAUGAUUGUCACCUCACUGGGCGGACAUACUGACGACCAUUCUGAACACAAAAAACUGCCGGUGCCGUGGGCUGCUGUUCUGAAGUCUCCUCCGUUCCUCGCCAUUCUCGUGUCCCACACCUGCUCCAACUGGGGCUGGUACAUGUUGCUCAUCGAACUGCCCUUCUACAUGAAGCAAGUGCUCAAGUUCAACAUGACAGAGAAUGCAGUGACUACAUCUUUGCCAUUCUUGUCGCUGUGGAUAUUCAGCAUGGUUCUCAGCAGAACCUUGGACUACUUACGAGGGAGGGGUGUAAUUACUACUACCACUGCUAGGAAGAUAGGAACUCUGUUCGCAUCCGUGGUACCGGCGAUAUGCUUGUUGGCUUUGUGCUACGUGGGCUGUAACCGCGGCGCGGCGGUCGCGCUCAUGGCUAUCGGCGUCACGUGUAUCGGCGGCAUGUUCUGCGGAUUCCUCUCCAACCACAUCGACAUCGCGCCAAACUUCGCCGGUACUUUGAUGGCGAUGACUAACACCGUAGCCACAAUUCCAGGCAUCGUAGUACCCAUAUUUGUUGGUGUGCUAACGCAUGGCAACGAAACCAUUUCCGCAUGGCGUGUGAUAUUCUUCGUGACAAUCGCACUGUACGUCAUUGAGAUAUUGGCUUAUACGAUAUUCGGUUCGGGUGAGGAGCAGCCAUGGAAUCGUGUGCCAGACAACACCGAAAUAAUUGAGACCAAGCCUCUCAACAAAGAAGAAAAGGCGGCAGAAUAAAAUACUCAAUUGGUAUCUUUAAUUUACCUCCGGCAAAAUUGUUGCUAUAAAUUGGAUCACAAUGAUGUUCAGUAAACUCGGAGUAAAAGAAUAGAAAUAGAAUUGGUUGUUCAUUUGUAA